Erythranthe guttata (spotted monkey flower) is the source of this 696-nucleotide messenger RNA. The record is from RefSeq and is a predicted model, not a curated record. Lineage: Eukaryota; Viridiplantae; Streptophyta; Magnoliopsida; Lamiales; Phrymaceae.
AUGACGCGUUCAACCCUGACAGGUCAAAGCGCGUCAUUCAAAACGACGCGUUUUAAGGACCGUCAGAUCUUGUCUUCAAUCCUGGCCGUCUUAAUUCUUGGUGGAGCAGAUACGACCGCAGUUACCGUCGAAUGGGCAAUGACAGAACUAUUAAGAAACCCGGGAAUAAUGUCGAAAGCAAAGGAUGAGCUAAGAAAUGUGAUUGGAGAAAAUAAACAAGUGGAGGAAUCCGAUAUCUCAAAACUCCCUUAUUUACGUGCAGUGAUUAAAGAGACAUUUAGAUUUCACCCGGUUGGCCCGUUUUUAAUCCCUCACAAGGCAAAUGCUAACGUAGAAAUGAAUGGUUAUGUUGUCCCUAAAGAUGCUCAAAUACUUGUGAAUAUGUGUGCAAUGGGAAGGGACCCAAGUAUAUGGUCAAAUGCAGAUAUGUUUGAGCCAGAACGAUUUUUAGACAACAAAAUCGACUACAAGGGUCAUGAUUUUGAGUUCAUUCCCUUCGGUUUGGGAAGGAGAAUAUGCCCCGGGAUGCCAUUGGCUCACAUUAUGGUGCAUCUAAUGAUGGCAUCUUUGAUUCACAACUUCGAAUGGAAACUUGAACCAGUGACGAAACCUCAGGAACUCGAGUUGAAUGAGAUGUUCGGGCUUUCACUCCAUAAGGCAGUGCCGCUUAAGGCUUUUCCUUUCAAGUAUCCAUAA